UUCCAUCACUCUUCCGGUUCCGCUGGCGGCAAGUUCAAAGAAAAUAGUUGCGAAACCUCUGAUGUGCAAUGUCAAGGACAUAUGAACCUGCAGCAUUGAGGCUUCGUUCACAGAGCCAGGCUAAACUAACCAAUCACUACACAACUUUGAAGCACUCAACAUCCAACGGGUCAGUCAACAUCACAGAUACCCCCGAAGUCCCCAGCACACCAAGUCAGAAUGGAAUUACCCAUCUGAGACAGAGGCUACAAGACCAUUUGGAUGGAAGAGGCAGUGUGGAGGCAGAAGACAACACAAGUCCAGGCCUGGCCAGACUCAGGAUGACUCCAGGUCGCAUAUUAAGGAAGAAGCAGGAAGAGUUGAUAAAGAAGCAUGAGGAGGUGCGUCAGCGUGCAGACCAGCUCAGUGUGGGGGGAGGUGUCGCACUCUGGCCACAGAUGGAGAGGAUGAAGCUGCAUUCAGGGGAGACAAUUCAGCUUGUCCUGACAUCACUCGGGCUCAUGUUAACAGUGGUGUUUAGUUGUUCCCUGACAGAUUUACAAACCUACACCUGGAACCUGAAGACAUUCCCCACACAUCAUGUGAUUGACAUUAAUGAAGGGCAGGAGAGGUUCAAGACAUCUCUCAUUUCCUGGCAUUCAAAGUACAAGACUUUACUGACAUUGAUACACAAGAGAUUUGACAUGACAUCCUCCUCUGGUGUAGACGUCAUGUUUCUGUGUGGUUACCUGAUGGGGCUGGCAGUCUUGAUGUACUAUCUCAUUGAUAAUAUGUUUGCAAAGAGCAAACUGUCACCUAGAAGAAUAAAGAACUGGGUGUGCCUACUGACUGUGAUAGGCACGUGGACUGUACUGUUGUUGCACUGGUUAGUUUUGGCACACCAGCUGGAGUUUGCCGUAGAAAAAAAUGUCCACCACCUCUCCGAAAUACUGGGUGACCUUGUUGACACUGACCUUGACCUCCCGGUAUUUCAUACAGUGCUGCUGUAUUGGCGGACACGUUGCUUACCACCUACUACGCAUGGCACUUUGUCCAUUCUGAGUGUGCUUCCUGUGCGGGACGUCAUGUAUUAUCUACAGUACUACAGCCUCCCAGUCAUUACUGUGCUUGUCACACCAGUGCUCAGACUCUUGGUAGCUCUCUGUCAGGUAUACAGGAUAUAGCCACUUCUUACACACUGUUGCACGAGUCUCACAAUUCUCUCACACAUCUCACCGGUUUUUUCAUGCAGUUUACUGUAGUGUUGGGAAUUGGUUAAAAUCUCAUAAUUGAUGAUUGGUUCAUUACAACCGAUCAAUCAUCGAAAAUAAUUGGU
Molecule: messenger RNA, 1315 nt
Organism: Haliotis rubra (blacklip abalone)
Lineage: Eukaryota; Metazoa; Mollusca; Gastropoda; Lepetellida; Haliotidae
Exons: 7
Coding region: 69-1163 (364 amino acids)
Source: RefSeq, a predicted model, not a curated record